Messenger RNA from Salvia hispanica, 1730 nucleotides. Its product is annotated as trimethyltridecatetraene synthase-like. Gene Ontology annotation, molecular function: heme binding; iron ion binding; monooxygenase activity. The record is from RefSeq and is a predicted model, not a curated record. Lineage: Eukaryota; Viridiplantae; Streptophyta; Magnoliopsida; Lamiales; Lamiaceae.
UACAGUAAUACACCUAAUCAACAUUCGCUCCCUUUCAUCAAAAUAUUCCCAAUGGAAAACCAAAUCAUAGCAAUAUCAUCACUCCUCAUACUCACCUUACUAACAUUACACAUCCUAAAAAAAAUAUUCCCACAAAAAAAACUAAACCUCCCACCCGGCCCGAAACCAUGGCCCGUGAUAGGCAAUCUCAACCUAAUCGGGCCGCUCCCACACCGCUCCAUCCACCAACUCUCCCUACAAUACGGCCCGGUAAUGCUCCUCAAACUCGGCUCGUUUCCCGUCGUCGUCGGCUCCUCGGCCGACGCCGCCAAGAUCAUCCUCAAAACAAUGGACCUCACCUUCGCCUCGCGCCCCAAAACCUCCGCCGGAAAAUACCUCACCUACAACUACACCGACGUAGUCUGGUCCGACUACGGCCCGUACUGGCGCCAGGCCCGAAAAAUCUUCUUGAUGGAGCUCUUCAGCGUGAGGCGGCUCGAGUCGUACGAGUACAUUCGGGCCGAGGAAAUGGGCUCUCUAGUGAAGGAGAUUUUCGGGAUUUCGGGCCGGCCGUUUGUGCUCAAGGACAGCUUGUCGACGAUGAGCUUGAACGUGAUAUGCAGGAUGGUUUUGGGGCGGCGGUAUUUGGACGGCGGCGGCGGCGUGGCGGUGGAGGAGUUCAAGGAGAUGUUGGAUGAGCUUUUCCUUCUGACUGGGGUGUUGAAUGUUGGGGAUAUGAUUCCGUGGAUUAAUUUCUUGGAUUUGCAAGGGUAUGUGAAGAGGAUGAAGGUGUUGAGAGAGAAAUUUGAUAGGUUUUUGGAGAAUGUGCUCGACGAGCACGAGGCGAGGAGGCGGGAGACGGCGGGUUAUGCGAGCCGGGACAUGGUGGACGUGCUUCUCGAGCUCGCCGAAGAUCCGAUGCUAGAUGUGAAGGUUCAGAGAGACGGCGUCAAAGCGUUUACUCUGGAUUUGUUAGCGGGUGGGACCGAGAGUUCAUCUGUGGUAGUGGAGUGGGCGAUGUCAGAAUUAUUAAAAAAACCCGAAAUUUUUAAAAAGGCGACAGAGGAGCUUGAUCAAGUUAUUGGCAAAAAUAGGUGGGUGAUGGAGAAUGAUAUACCUAGCCUCCCCUAUGUGAAGGCUAUUGUGAAGGAAACCAUGAGAUUGCACCCAGUGGCGCCUAUGUUGGCGCCACGUUUAGCGCGGGAAGACUGUAAGGUAGGUGAGUAUGAUAUCAAGAAAGGCACCCAAGUUCUUAUUAAUACGUGGACAAUCCAUACAGAUCCAUUGUUAUGGGAAAAUCCCAAUGAAUUUAAUCCAGACAGAUUUAUUGGAAAGGAUAUUGAUGUCAAGGGACAAGAUUUUGAGCUUUUGCCGUUCGGAUCAGGCCGUAGAAUGUGCCCGGGCUAUACAUUGGGUUUGAAGGUAAUUCACUCAAGCUUAGCGAAUCUAUUGCACGGAUUCAAUUGGAGUUUACCCAGUGAAAUGAAUCCCGAAGAGUUGAAUAUGGAUGAGAUUUACGGGCUUUCAACGCCAAGAAAGUUCCCACUUGUUACUGUUGCCGAGCCCAGACUUCCACAUAACCUCUAUAAUUCAAUGAUUUGAAUAACCUCUAUAAUUCAAUGAUUUGAAUGCAUUAUAUUAGUGGGCCUGAAUUAGCCAAUAUAUUAAAUGGGCUUAAUCUAAUUAUGGUUAUGUGUUGUCAAUAAUUUGAUCGUCAUUAUCUGUCGAAAAAGAGAUUUUCAUUGUUUGUA